UACCCGCCCAUCAUUUUCUCUCUCCAUAAAAAACUUCUUCAAAACUUCUCCGUACAUCUUUUCUCUUCUCUUCUCUUCUCUUCUCUUCUCUUCUUUGUGCAACAACAAUGGAGAAUUCAUCUUCAUCCCAAUCAAUGGUAGAUUUCUGGGGCGUAAUCACAGAAUCAAAACGCAUCAUCAACGCACACUCCCGCCAUUUCUUAGCUCUAUCAGUUCUCUUCCUCCUCCCUCUCUCUUUCUCUCUCUCCGUCUUCCCUACUCUCUUACACACCUUCACUUCUCCUGCAACUAAUCACAUCGUAUCUCUUCUUCGCCUCACAACCUCCCAAAACCCCCCAAUUCUUCUCCACCCUAUUCUCAAUCAACAUCACCACAAAACCCUAAUUUUCUCUCUCCUCUUCUCCUCCUUCAUCAUCUUCUUCUCUCUCCUCGCCUUCGCUUCAAUUACUUUCUCUGUCUUUCAUGGCUUCUAUGGCCGACCCGUUAAACUUGCUUCCGCUAUCUCCUCUCUUCUUCGUUCUUUUUUCCCUCUUUUGAUCACUUUUAUUGCUGCCCAGAUUGUUGUUUUUGUCAUUUUAUCUCUCUUUGGGGCUUUUGCUUAUCUUGGUAUGAAGGGAAUUGAGGGAAUUGAAGGGGGAUUCUCGUAUAAUUCUGUUUACUUUCAUGCGCUUUCUUCGAUUGGGGUUGUUUUGUUGGGGUUGGUUUUGGUUUAUGUUUGUGUCAAUUGGGUUUUGGUUGGUGUGAUUGUUGUGGUUGAAUCAAAAUGGGGGUUUGAACCUAUGGUUAGAAGUAAAGGUUUGGUGAGAGGGAUGAGAUGGGUGGCAUUGUCUUUGAUUAUGUUUUUCGGGUUUUUCGAGCUGGUGUUGUUGUGGAUUAGUGUCGUUUCGGGUAGCAAUGCGGGUGCCGAGCUUGAUGGGUGGAAUAGUUGGGCGUUUGUUGUUCAGAUUGUGGCGACCACGGCUGUUUUGACAUUGGUUUUGCUCCAUGGUAUCGCUGCCACCACGGUUUUGUAUAUGUAUUGUAAGGCUUUGCACGGGGAAUUGGCUGGGGAGAUAGCUCAUGAGUUUGCGGCCGAGUAUGUGAGUUUGCCCUUUGAUGAAAAGAAGGUCCCUCAUGUAGUUUGUUUUGUGUAUUGAGCAAGAAUCAGCCUUUCAGGAACUAGCUUGCAGCUGUCAUGGUGUAUUCUGGAUAUUUUGCUUCAGCUGCUAUUUCAGAAGUCUGACAAGUUUGCAAGGUGAUUUUGUUGCGGUCAACCAACUUCCCCUUAUAUGCAGUUUAUAUGACACUGAUACAGACUUCACUGUAUCUUCUCGAAAUUGUUCAUCAUUAAUCAUCUUGAACUACACAUGCACUAAAAUAUGGGGGUGAAAAUUAAGAGUUUUUGUAUCAACAAAACAUAAAAUCUUCUUGUAGGAUAAGCUCUAUUAAAUUACAUGCCUACUUGCGCAACUUUCGGAACUUUCGGAACUAGCAUGAGUAACGACCCAUCUAAUCCCUUGUAUCUGAAACCAAUGUAUGUGAAGACCUCCUCUUUAAAACCACUUUUUUUGGGAAAAAAGUUGCUUGCCUUUCUAUUUAAUAAAAUGUGCUUCACUGCAGAGCUUAUUGGUGAUGGUUUGCUAGUUGUAGUUUCUUUGCUAAAAUAGGUGUUUAAGAUGCUUAGCUAGGUAGCCUUGCCUAGUUAUCUAUGGCUGGAUGGUCCAGAAUUCUAUUGUUAAAUUUGUAUUCUAUUCUCUAAAUUGGAAAUUAGGAUGUCCGGAGAAAUCUCACAUUUCCUAAUACAGAAGUAAUUUGUGGUGAGUUUUUUUUGGGUACAACCCCACUUCAAUGAAGUUAUGGAGAGAGGAUGAAAAGGAGACAACUUUUAUGAAGGAUAUUUUAGUGAAGUUACGGUAAUUACUUAAUUACGAAUGAUUGGGACAAUGUGACAAUUAAUUCCAAAAGAGGGAUUAUUAUAAUUGAAUUGUACUUUAGGCUUUAGGAAACAUCAAACUUUUAAAUCCACUUGUUUUCACCCCUUAAACCAGGACCUCUUUUUCUUGUAGCAGACUUGAUUUGCUGAGAACAUGUUCCAUAUGACAACUCACAAGUUCACAUUGCGGUAUUAAUUUCAGCUUAUAGCCUUGACCCUUGUGCUAUCAUCUGACAAUUUGGGUCUCUCUCCAGGACUCAUUUUGAGAGGCGGUUUGUUUCUAAUUUGCUCAUUUUGAGAGACAGUUGAAGUCUCCUUUGAAGUAUUGCUUUACCAAAAAGAGUGAAUGUCUUCAUUGGUGUCCAUUUGUUCAUACGUGGUCUAUUUGCAAAUAGUUGAGCUUCUCGAUAGCGGUUCUUCUCCAACGUUAUCUCAUUGUAGAUUUGUAGGUCUGAUGUUAUGUCUAAAGUCGGAAAUUGAAGUGAAGAAGACUGUUUUCUUGUUUUUGUUUCUGUAAAAAAUCCGGGACUAUGUAAGUAAAUGUAUGUUAAGAUCUGAUGUUAACUCCAAAGUCGGGCUUUAUACUUAACCCUUUUGAUUAAACACUUAAAUUUGUUCCA
Messenger RNA from Beta vulgaris subsp. vulgaris (sugar beet), 2532 nucleotides. RefSeq lists its product as hypothetical. The transcript has 2 exons. The coding region runs from base 108 to 1136 and encodes 342 amino acids. The record is from RefSeq and is a predicted model, not a curated record. NCBI's taxonomy places the organism in Eukaryota, Viridiplantae, Streptophyta, Magnoliopsida, Caryophyllales, Amaranthaceae.